Messenger RNA from Contarinia nasturtii (swede midge), 461 nucleotides. RefSeq names its product copper transport protein ATOX1 homolog (gene Atox1). The transcript is spliced from 4 exons. The record is from RefSeq and is a predicted model, not a curated record. Lineage: Eukaryota; Metazoa; Arthropoda; Insecta; Diptera; Cecidomyiidae. Gene Ontology annotation, biological process: copper ion transport. Gene Ontology annotation, molecular function: metal ion binding; copper chaperone activity. Bases 129 to 350 code for a protein of 73 amino acids. Gene Ontology annotation, cellular component: cytosol.
AGCGAUUCAAACUCUUGACAUAUUGUCCACUCAGAACCGAGAUUAUCGAAUCAGAGACACAGCUAUUGUAUUCAUAGAAAGUUUCAAUUGUGUGCAAUAGUUCCGUAGAAAAUUUGACCGAAAAAGAAAUGUCGCAGGUGUAUGAAUUCAGUGUCGAAAUGACAUGCAGUGGAUGUUCGGGAGCUGUGGAAAAAGUCUUGGGCAAAUUGGGCGAUAAGGUAGAAAAUGUUCGCAUCGAUUUGGAAAAUAAGAAAGUAUUUGUGACGUCAGCUGAGUUGAGCGCCGAUCAACUGUUGGAAUCCAUUAAGAAAACUGGCAAAAACACUAGCUACAUUGGACUGGCCAAUUAAUUUAACCUGAUUAAUUGUGCGAAAUAUUAUUUGUGAUUUAAUGAAUUUUUUUUAUGUAUCAAAUUAAAUAUAAUUGCAGUCGAGAAAUGAAUAGGACGAUUUUAACUUCAA